Molecule: messenger RNA, 10998 nt
Organism: Plasmodium malariae
Lineage: Eukaryota; Apicomplexa; Aconoidasida; Haemosporida; Plasmodiidae
Product: conserved Plasmodium protein, unknown function
Exons: 1
Coding region: 1-10998 (3665 amino acids)
Source: RefSeq, a predicted model, not a curated record
AUGAAAAAAAUAAAAUGCUAUGGGCGUUUUUUACCAGAAUCGAAAUUAGACAAAAACAGAGAACAGGAAAAACAUUACUUGAGGAAAGAAAAAGUUGUAAGCAAGAUUUACCACGAAAAUGUAUCAAAUUUGAAAAUUUAUAAUGAUAUAUUUAACAAACGAGUAAAGAAUAUAUCUGCGGGUGUGAGUAGCUUACUUAUUAUAAUAAAUAAUGAUGAAAAUGAUUCGGAUAUGUUAACAUUAGGAGGUAAUACAUCCUUAGGAAUUGCUUUUUAUAUUAUUAAUGAUUUAGUAUAUUGUAAGAAGGUGGAUUAUAAAUAUGUUAUUAUGUUUAGCUAUUUUGAAAUAAUAAAAAAUAGGGUUACGGAUAAACUCAAAAAAUAUAUCUUACUUGAAAAUUAUAUGGUUGAUGUUGAUAGGUAUGGGACGAUUUAUGAUCAAAAAAAUUAUGGUAAGGUAAUCACUAAUAAAGGUAAAAUAUUAAACUACAUGAGUUUGAAUUUAGACAUUGCUGGUAAUAAAAAGAACGAGCUAUUACGGAACAACAGUAGCAGCACUAAUGAAAAGGAGGAGUGUAUAAAAGAAGAAUGGAAUACAAUUCUGGCACCUCAAAACUUGGAUGAUUUUAUAAAAACCAAAAAAAUGGACAAGUUCAAAAAGGGUUAUACUAAAAGUAGAAAUAGCUGUGUUUGGAAUGAGGAUGAGGUUAAAAAAAUAUAUUUAAAUCAUAAGAAUAUUAAGCAUGUGUUUGAAUUGCUAUAUAGAGAUAGCAGAAGGGGGAUGAAAAGUAGGAAAAAGGGUAGGAGUAAGACAAAUGAGACGAGCGAAACGAGCGAAGCGAAACAAACGAAUGAAGCAAAGGAGAGAAAAAAGGGAAAAUUCCGCGGAGUAACCUACAAAAUAUUCGCAUUCGACGUACAAUCGAGGAAGGAGUGUCAAAAGGAUGAAGGGAAUAUAAAAAAUGGUUCAAUAAUCAUAGUUAGUGUUAACAAUGUUAAGAAUGCCGAUUCGUUUAGAAGCAAUUUUUUGUACAACUUUUUUGAAUUUUUCUUAAGAGUAAAAGAAAAAAUGCAUUGCAAUAGUAACAACAUAAACACCUGUUUUCAUCAUAACAAAACGAAGUCAGCCAUAGUUAAAUAUUUACAAAAUUAUUUAUGGAAGCAAAGUAUGUCUCCUGAGUGUAUUUCUACCUUGGAUUUCUUUUCUUUUGAAUUGAACUUUUUAUAUAUAUCCAGUAAUAUUAGUAGAUAUAAUAAUGUUAAUAAAUUUAUUUAUGCCUAUUUAAAAUACCUGAACGAGUCAGAAUAUUUCCUUAAAUUAAAUGGUGCGAUGAAAUAUUCAAAAAGUGAGUUUUAUAAAAUAGAGGAAAAUGUCUAUAUGUUUAAAUGUUUAUUAAAUUAUUACAGCAAGUUUAAAUUAUUCGAUAAAGAUAUGAAUUGUAGAAAUGCAAAUAUAAUGAAUAUUUUAGCAAUUUUAAAAUCUUCCAUAAUAUGUAGUUCUGAACUAAGGGAGUCACAUUACGGAUCUACUGAAAAUAAUAUAAAUAAUAUCCUUAAUCUUUGUAGAAGUAUGUCUGGAUCAGACUGUUGUAAUCAAAUAACUAGAAGCUUUUCCACAGAUAUAGAUAGUAAUAGAGGCCUACCUCCAAAUGUAGAAAGAAAAUACUUAAGCAUGAAUAAAACAAAGACACAAGCAAAAAGAAAUAGUAACAAAUUUGGAGAUAUCAAAAAAAUUAGUAUUGAUGAUGUGUCAAAGAAGUAUAUGCAAGAAGAGGAGACAGGAAAAUACAAAAUACAUGUACAUGUACAGGAUACUCAAGAUAAAGUUGAAGAAAAGCUUGUGCACAUGAAUAUAAAAAGCGACAUACAGUGUGAUGACAAGGUUCAUUUAAACGUAAACUUGUUUAGUAAGGAUAAAAGAAGUGAUAUAUACUCUUUCAACCGGUAUGCAACGAAUAAGUAUUACACAGGAAAGUAUGAUAAAAAGAUUAUAAAGAAUCAUGAAUAUAAUCAUAUAUAUAGUGAGGAAGAAAGUAAUAAUGUUAAAUAUGACGAUGUUUUACAAACUAGAUAUAAACAUUCGUUGGAAAAUAAUAAAUCAAGAAGAAAUAAAAAUGAAAAAUGUAAGGAGGAAAAUAUGCACAGAGAGAGUAAAAAGCUCGAUAAAAUUUUUGAUAGUACAAAUGAGAACUUGCUAAAAUGUGCGAUGAAUUUGUUUCUUCAAGACGAGGGGAAAUCAGUACAUGUAUUUUCAAAAAUUGAUGAUCACAAUAUAAAUCCCUUCUGCUUAAAGAAUGCAUUAAGAGAAAACAAUAGGAAGGAGAAAGAGGAAGAAAAAGGGAAAGACAAAAAAAUAGAGAACGAAAAAGGGAAAGAGAAAAAAAAAGAGAAAGAGAAGAAAAUAGAGAACGAAAAAGGGAAAGAGAAAAAAAAAGAGAAAGAGAAGAAAAUAGAGAACGAAAAAGAGAAAGAGAGAGAAAAAAAAAUUUUUGAUAAAAAUAUUAACGUAUGGAAGAACGAUUUAAAAUGUGAACAUGUGUUCAAUGACACUAUGACGGGGAAGAAGGAUUUUGUUAACAGCUAUAUAAGUAAUAAAAAGAGUGGGAAAAAGUUUGUUUUCACUAAUACUCUGGGUAUGGUUUGUUCGCAGAAAUCAGCUAGCUGUUCUGAUGAAAAAGAUGGUAGCUCUGAUAGCGCUCGUAGCGUAGCAAAAUUUCUAAAUAACAUUAAAAAAAAUAGAGAACUUUUGAAAAGCAUUUCUUCAUUAGAUUUAGAUUUAAAAAAAGGAAAGAAGAAAGUGGACAACAGAGCAAAUAUCAUAUUCGAUCAAGUGGAAAAAUGCUUAGGAGAUGAGGAAAAAAAAAACAGUGGUAAAUGUAAAAGGGUUCUUAUAGAGAGAGAGAGGAGCGAGUAUCAGAAUGAAAUUAUAAGAGGUGAAAAUGAAAGGGAAAAGCGAGUGAUAAAGAAGCAGAGGGGAAAAAGGAGUGCGAAGCAAGUAGAACAAUCAAAGGAUUACAUGGAGGAGCAAUAUGAAAAAGAAAAAAAAAGGGAUGUUAAUAAAUUAAAGAAGAAAUUACUUCCAAGUGAAAGAAACAAAAUACACCCAUCGAAUGAAAAAAAAAAUUGCAUUUUGAUUAAUGUUUGCGAUAGGGAAAAAAGUCGUUGCUCAUCUAGUGCAUACAAAUUCGAUGGUGAAGACAUAGGUAUAAAAAAUGGAGAGAAAAACAAAGAAGAUUACAUUUCACAUUUAUCUCUAAAUAGUUAUAAAGAUAAUAAAUUAGAGGAAAAUACGAAUGGAUACAAGGACAUUAUGAAUUCAAAAAGCUGCUUAACUUCUUGCAUUUCAGAUGGAAAAGAGAAGGAUGAAAUUUAUAAAUCAGUCGAGCCAUCGUCACACAUGUACUAUGUACAUAAUUCGUUCAAUGCCUCCAAGGAAAAUUAUAGAAGAAACUACUCCUCUGUGAGUGAAACUAUGCUUAGUAAUGAUGAUUAUUUUAAGGACAAUAAAUCAAAAAAGAAAACUGACAAUUCAAAUUGGAUUACUAACGAAUUACUUGAAGACCGAAAAGAAAAUAGCGACAACAAAGGAAGCUCUUCUCUUUUUAUUAGUAGUUAUCAGAAUGAAGAAGAGAAAAAAAAGCGUCUUUUUUUUUUUCAAAAAGGUGAUUGCGUUACAUGUGAAGGUGGAAAAGGAAUGAACGGAGGCGCUAAGAUUAGUAAGAGUUCACUGGAUUUGAUUCUAUGCAAUAAAAAGGAAGAGGAAUUGGAGGACAAGGAAGUAGAAGUAGAAGUAGAAGAUGUAGAGGUAGAUGUAGAAAUUGUGAAAGAAGAGAGACGUAGAGAGGAAAUGAAUACAAUGGAAGAGGCUGUAGCUUGUAAAAAUUGUAUUAAAUGCGAAUGUGCCAAUAUUACAAAGGAGGGUGAAUCUGAAAAGGGAGGAUUAUCCCUCACUAGUCACGAUUUUUUUCGCGCAAUGAGUGGUAGUGCUAACAAUGGUGUAAUCAGAAAGGGAAAAUAUUUGAAUAAAUCUGAGGAAGAAGCAGAUGAUAAGGAAGAAGUAGAUGAUAAGGAAGAAGCAGAUGAUAAGGAAGAGGCAGAUAAUAGGGAAGACACCUACAUGUACAACUCCCCUGAAAGUGUGUUUUCAUUUUCGUCAAAAAAUAAAAAUUCUUCAAGUAAAAUAAACGACGAUUCUAUUGGCCAAGUUGUAGAGGAAAUUAGGAGCAAUUAUGUACUAGGUAGGGCAAGUGGUAGCACAAUACUUUUAGAAGAACUCGACAAAACAUUGGAUGAGGAAAAGGAAGAGGAAAGGGGGAAAACGAAAGAAUGCAUUCAUAGGAAAAAGGGCAUAAAUAAGGGAACUACCAGUGACUCUAACUCAAAUUAUUCAUUUCCAUGUUGUGAUAGCUGCGAGCUUGACAGCAACAAAAUUAUAACAGAAGAAAUUGAUGAUAGUAUACAAUUUUAUCAUAAUAAUAUUAAGAAAUUAAUAAAAAAUAAUAUAGCAUUGUUGAAAAAAAGGCAUAAAGAAGAUAGGGACGACUUAGAACUUUUGAGGAAGAUAAAAUUUGCAAAGGGUAUUUUAAACGAAUACAAUAAUUUCCUGUAUAAUAAUAGGAGUGAUCAAACAGAUAAGUUUUUAUUAUUACACGAAAUUAUUACAAAAAAUUAUGAACACGUAAAUAGGGGAGAAAUAAAACAAUUAAAAAAAAAGGUACACGAUAAUUAUAAUAAUAAACAUAUAACCACUGGGUUGAACAAAAUUACACCAAAUGAGAAGCUAAGGAAACAUAAUGAUUGUUCUGAGAAUAUAUCUAGAUAUCAAGAACUCGGAAAGAGAAAUAUUAAUGUUGAGAUUAAGGAAGAUGAAAAAGGGGAUGAGAAAAAAACAAUGAAGGGAAAUAAUACUAUAGAUAUGGAAAGAACAAGGAACGAUAUAAAUAUAAAAAGAAAGGUUUCAAAAAAUUUAAAAGAUACAUUUGACAAAGAUGGAAAUUAUGAAGUAAAAAAGGAGAAAGAAAAAUAUGUUCUCAUUUUUGAUGAAGAUAAAAUCGAUUGUGAUGAAUGCAUAGGGGGUAGGAGUACAUGUCCCAAAUGUGAACGCACCUUUUUAAAAAAAAAAAAAAAAAAAAUUCAGAACAGAGGAGCGAUUAAUGAAAUUUGUAGCUUAAACGAUUCAAAGGAUGAAACGAGGGAGUGUAACACCCGCAGCUAUGUAACAGAUUUACCAAAUUGUGCUAUAUCUUUUGAAGAUGAAAAAUGUUAUCCAAAUAUCUGUUAUAAGGAUAUGGAUCAGAAUAAUAACAGUGACUGUUGUAGUUGUGCCACUACUAAUAGGACAGUUAUUGACAAUAAUGUUAAACUUCCUGUUUAUGAAAAUAGAUGCGCCAAUCAGUUUGAUGAAAUACGCGGAAAUUUUAUAAAAAAAGAAAUUCAAAAUAAUUAUUCAUUAUUUGACAAAUGUUAUAGUACAGGGACUUCUACAUCAUCAAAGAAUAAAUAUUCCUCGAAAAAGCUACUAAUUGGAAAGAAAAGAAAAGAAAAUAUAUUAUCUACACAUUGUUAUAAAGAAGUGUGUACACCCGUCGAAUUUUCAAAUAUGGUUGAAGGUGAGAACUGUUCUAGGAAAAUUAGCAGUUGUAAAAAUUAUGAAAGUGCACAUAUUCGAGAUGGAAAAAAAAAAAAUGACUUAUCAUGCAGGGACAGUUUUAAUGCAAUUAAUAAAAAUAUAAUUCAAAGAAAUAGUUGCUUACUAGGCCCUACUCAUGCUUCAUAUUUUGUUGAAGAAAAUAUGGUUCCCCCUUACACUGACAAGGAAAUAAUAAAAGGUAGAAAAGAAACUAAGGCAGUUCAUAAUAUAGAGCGUAUAAUAACAAAAGAAGAAACAACUAAAUAUAAUGACAAGAGAGGAAUGAAAAGUGAGAGAACUUCCCUUAACAGAAAUAUGCAUUUAUAUUCAACUGAUGAUUGUAAAAGUGAGUAUAUAUACAAGAGUGAAAAAGAUGACGAUAAUUUUUUUUUACUUUGUAAAGAGGAUGAAAACAUAGGAAGGUAUAAAAAGGACAUAUUUCGUAAAAUAAAAUUCAAGGAGAGAAUUCUAAAAAAGGCUGUAAAAGAGGAGAAAGAGAAAUUGACUGAAAUUCGACGUAAAAAAGAAAAAUUACAUGCUUUUAUGAGCAAUUCGAUAAAGAAAUAUAAUAACAGGGAAAGGGAGUUUGCUAUGGUGAGAAGCAUGAUUUUAAAAAUAAAAUAUUUAGAGGAAAAGAAACAAAAUAAACUUAAAAAGAUAACGAGUGAACUUUUAAAAAUAGACCCUUUAAAAGAAAGAAUGUUAAGCUUGUGCAUUAGGAAAAACCAUAUGCUUAAAAUAAAAAAAUGUGAAAAAAAGGGGCACACAGAUACUUCUACUUCCUACUACUUGAAUGGCGAACAUGGUAUAAAAGAUAGCAGCAAAAAUGUGUGCAAAGGUUAUCCGUACAAUUUAGACAAAAACAGAUUGGCAAAAAAAAAUGACAAUUUAAAUGCGGAAAAUGAAAUAGAAACAAAUGUGGAAUAUUUUUUUGAAAGGAUGUUACCAGCGAGUCAUAAAAAAAAUAGCGCACAGCCAUUCCGUGAUAGGAGUAGUAACAGUUAUAAUGAAAAAAAAAAAAAAAAAAAAAAAAAAAAAAAAAAUAUAUAUACAUAUGCACAAAAGAAUUGUGGACAAUUUUAUGUCAACUCAAAUUUUAAAAGCAAAUAUAAGUGCAACGCUAAUUAUAAUAUAGGUGACGAAAAUAAGAGGACACAAAAUUCCAUCAUUUUUUCAGACUUGUCUGAAAAUUUUAAAACACAAAAUAAAAGUAAAAAUAAAAAUAAAAAAAAUAAUAAUGAGAGUGAUAAUGAUAUUGAUAACAAUAAAAAUAAUAACAAUAAUAAUAAAAAUAAUAACGAUAAUAAUAAAAAUAAUAACGAUAAUAAUAAAAAUAUUAACAAUAAUGAAAAUAAAAAUAAUUCACCCAUCAGCUGUGGAAAUGUAAAAUCAUUUGCGUCCAUAUUUUCCAAAGCAAAACUAGAUGAAAUUGAUUUAAAUGAAAAAAAUAUAAACAGUUCGGACAUAAUUCUGAAAAGAAAAAAAAUUGCCCAUAAUAUUACAUCACAAGAUAGUUAUAUAAAACGCAACGAGAAAGAAAUAGAUGAAGCCUAUUCACGUGAACAUAAUACAUUAGAAGGAAAAGAAGAGAACAGUACUAUAAAUAACAGUAGUGCACAUAUUAUUAAUAAACAAAAGGAAAAAAAAAAAAUUUUAUUAGCUGCAACUCGGGAAGAGACUUUUAAUACCUCCGAAAAUUUCAUACACAAAAUAAAUAACAGAAAAGAAACUGCUGAUAAUUGUUGUAUGUUACAUCUAAAAAAUUUACAUACUAAAGAAGAGGAAGCAACUAUUUUGGAGCACCUCAAAAGCAGUGAAGCUAGUGAAGAUAUUUUAAAUUCUGACAUUCAUUCGAGGUGUGUAAGUAGCAGGGGUACAUAUAGGACUUGCACUGGCAGUCGAUCGAGCACGUUAGUUAACACACGCAAUAAUAGUAAACAAAAUAAUAAUAUAAAUAAAAGGAUUACAAGUGUUAGUAAGAACCUAUUGAACGCUCCCAUAUAUGAAGAAGGACAAAGUGGAAGAACAAGUAACACUUCAUAUAAUUUUUAUGAUAAAUUUGUUAGGGCCAAACAUAGGAGUGUAAAUAGGGGAAACAAUCAUAAAAAGGUUGAUAAAGACAAUAUCAGUGCCAAUUCGCUAUCAGGGGUUUCAUCCAAUGGUUUUCAUUUCAUUACAUAUAAGAAUCAAAAUAUAUUAGCGAAUGAAGAAAGUGCUGAAGAUACAAAUAAUUUUAAGAUAGGACUGGAUAUACCUUUCCAUGUGCGUGAUAGAACUGACAGAAUAGAGAAAAGGGCACUGAGGCGUGCUGACAGAACUUUCAAGAGUAAAAUUAAUAAUUCUUGUAAAAAAAAAAAAGACUCAAAUAUAAGUCGCAAGGGGAAUUGCAUCCGUAGAGUAAGUUCAGUGGAAAUAAGGGGAGAAGGAACAGAGAACGUGCAGGAAAGAACAAAGAGAGCUGUAAAAGUCCCCCUAGAGGAAAAUCCUAACGCUGAUGUUCGCAUAUCCCUUAAUAUGAUAAACAAACAAAUGAAUGAAUCAAAAGAUAAUAAAUGGCAAGGAAAAGGAAUAUCUCAUAAGAGGUAUCAAAAGGAACAGAUACCUUUUGAAUACUCAUUAAGGAGAUAUAAUAAUUUUGAUAAUUCAGAGCCAAAAUAUGUUCAUCCGUAUUUUGUUCCCUGGUCGAAUGGUAGUUAUGAAAAUGUUGAGAAGACAGGAAACAACCAUGUAGCACAGAUAAAGCGGAAUGGCAAUAUAAACGUGAGCUAUAAAAACAGAAAUUAUAAUGAAAAAGGAGAGGGGAAAAAAAAGCUCCAUUAUGAAUACUGCAACACUGGUUAUAUGGAUGGUCAUGAACUCAUAAACAGGGGAAAUAAUGCCAGGUCAAUUCAAAGUUCCAUAGAAAAGGAAAUUUUGGAAAAAAAAAAUAAAAUUAGCUGCAGUAAUAACAAGACCGGUAAUAGCGAUAUACACAGUAAUAACGAUAGAUGCAGUAAUAAUGAUAGACGCAGUAAUAAUGAUAGACGCAGUAAUAACAACAGCAUGAGUAAUAACGAUAGACGAAACAGUAACAAAAACGUUGAAAUGAUUAGAGUAAAGACUACCAUUAGUGGACCUAAGGAAACUCUCAUCCCAUGUAUUAACUAUGACACAAAUAAUUAUAAUAUUAAAUUAGGGUGGUGGGAUUUCGGGGAGAAGUUUAAGCUACUUUCUAAUAUUGAAAAAUGUAAAGAAAAUAUUAAAGAAAAAUAUUACAAAAAUAGAAAUAAUUGUAAAAAUAGAUCAUUAACUACAUCAACUAACAAGUAUUUUACAAAAUUUCUACCAAAUGAAUAUCUGUACGUGCCCGUAACUAACAAUAAUAUUUUUAAGAGUAAAAAUUCGCUUAAAAUUAAGAGUAAUGCUGUAAGUGACUUUCAAAAAUUAAAUUUGAGACCUAUAACAGGUUUUAUACAAUCAUAUAAAAAAGAAAAACAAAGACAGAGUAAAGUACCCCGUGCUGUAAUUAAACUAUCCAGAAUCCCUUAUGUUACUAGUGAUUAUAGUAGGCGUCGAUAUGAGGAAAAACCUGAAGGAAGGCGAGGGUUAAGUAUGGGACAGGUAAAACUCCUAUCAGAUGCACAAGGGUCGAAUUUACGUAAUUCUUCCGGAUUCCUCGCUAAGAUAUCGAAGAAAUUAAGAGGGAGCCACAACAGUAAUUGCAAUAAUAACAGCAGUAAUAAUUGCAGUAAUGAUAACAGAAAUUGUAACUAUCAUUAUAGUUCUAGUGUUAGAGGUAGUGAUAGCGGUAGGGGUAGUGAUAGCGGUAGGGGUAGUGAUAGCGGUAGAGGUAGUGAUAGUGAUAAUAAUAAUAAUGACAAGGAUCCUCAUUAUUUUGGGAGGCACGAAUCUGAGUCCAAAGAUAUACUCUUUAAAUGCCGAGCGAAGCAAACACACGCACUGUCAAGCGAUCACAUAUACAAAAAAAAAAUGAAAAAUAAGAAUAAAAACAUGAUCGUGAAUCCACGGUUGAAUAAUAUUAUAUACGAUAUUAAUAGAGAAAAAUACUGUUCUAAUAAAUAUGAAGAAACACCUAAAAACUUUCAAAAAUAUAAGAAAAUGUUGGGCAAUGAAUCCCAUAUCGAUGGUAGUCUACGCACAAAGAGCAAUGGAAAAAGAACCUCACCCGCUGUCAACAAAUUUUGGAGUUGUCCAAGCGAAGCGAAUCAUUCAGUACAGUCGCUAGAAGCAGAGUCGUUAGAAGCAGAGGCAUUAGAAGCAGAGUCGUUAGAAGCAGAGUCGUUAGAAGCAGAGGCAUUAGAAGCAGAGUCGUUAGAAGCAGAGUCGUUAGAAGCAGAGGCAUUAGAAGCAGAGUCGUUAGAAGCAGAGUCGUUAGAAGCAGAGUCGUUAGAAACGGAGUUGUUAGAAACCAAAUCGUUAGAAGCCGGGUCCACUUCAAGCGAAGGAGAUAAAUGUUCACUUCGUAACAAAAAUUCAAAAGAAUUAACUAAAAAGUUCAAUAAGGAAAAUAAAAACAAGAAAGAGGAAGAACGCUUGAAUGAAAAAAUAUGUAACCCCACUUCAUCAUACUAUAGGAUGAUACACAAAGAAGGAAGAAAUAUGCAUAAUAACAACAUUUCAUAUAGCAUAUCUUCAUUAAGUAGUCAAAGUGAAUCAUCGCUGAUUAACAGAAUCAAACGUUACGACGAAAUGGGACCUAAUGAGCAAAUUAACGAACGUGACGUAUUUAUUAGGUAUGAAGAAGAUAAUCAGAUUCCGAAAAUUAAAACUGCUGUAAAUUGUAAAGGCAUACAUUUAAAGAAUAAAAAAUAUUGCGCUGCUUGCAUUCCCAAGGAUAGCACAGAAUACUGUAACAUGUCCGGAGGGGAUUAUAUAAAUAAGGAUGCAGCAAAGAGUGAAAGAGUAAGCAGUGGAAGAGUAAACAGUGAGAGUAUAUGCAACGAACGUAUAAACAUUAUAAAUAAUGAGAAUGAAAAUAGUGAAAAUAUAAACAGUGAGGGGGCAAACAAUGAAUACACAAAUAGUGAAUACAACUUAACUCAAAAUUAUCCUCAAAUAAACCGCAAUACCAGUUUAAAUGAAAAUUAUAAUAAUUACCCAGAUGAAGGGAUCUCGGAAGAAGAAAUAUGUAAGAGAUCUUCUGCUUCUAUCAGUGAAAAACAGAAGGAUUACUUAAAAAAUACUAGUUAUAAUGAACAUAAAAAAUAUGGUUGUAAUACGUUUCAGCAUAAAUUAGGUCAUACUAAUAAUAAUCAGUACAUGGAAGCACGAAAUAAAAGAAGCCAGCAUUAUGAAGCACAAGAUAAGAACAAGUACGACAAAGAUUAUUUGGAAAAGGAAUAUGAUGCAUAUUUUUAUGAUAGUCAUUAA